This is a messenger RNA of Phyllopteryx taeniolatus (common seadragon), 1852 nucleotides long. It is a transcript of the gene alyref, whose product is annotated as Aly/REF export factor. Gene Ontology annotation, molecular function: mRNA binding. The record is from RefSeq and is a predicted model, not a curated record. The coding region runs from base 797 to 1597 and encodes 266 amino acids. Gene Ontology annotation, cellular component: nucleus. Gene Ontology annotation, biological process: mRNA export from nucleus. Lineage: Eukaryota; Metazoa; Chordata; Actinopteri; Syngnathiformes; Syngnathidae. The transcript has 6 exons.
CUGGCGGCGGCCGAGGAGGAGGCGCUGGGCGCCCCGGAGGAAUGAGCGGCGGAGGAUUUGGAGGCCGAGGCGCAGGAUCCGGCCCCAUGAGGAACCGUCAAUACACGAACCGCGCUAGAGGCAGACCGACGCCAUACAACAGGGUAUGAGAAUGGGCAGAAAAAGGGAAAAACCUUGGGCAAACUGCCUGGGUAACAACCUUCUAUACUCCAGCCAGCUUGCUAAUCAACGAAUAAAAGUGAAUGCUAGCCGCCAAAUUUCUCUCGACGGAGAGCUCUUAACACGAGCAGUUGAGCAUUAAAGGAAAUUGUAUUCUUAAUUUGUCUGUCCUUUCCCGAACCAACCAACCUUAUGUUAAAAUUUUUUCCUCCCCCAAGAAGAAGCCCUUUUUUAAAAAGGAAAUGUGCUAGCCGUCUUGGCACAUUAGCUAAAGUUGGAUCGUGGAAGGUCUGACGUCGCCAUUUUGAAUCUCCUACCGCAGAUUUUAAAAAAAUUCGCCCACCGACAAUAUCAUUGCUUUUCAUCAAGUGUCUUUUUGGUGGCGAGAGAAGAACAACGGAGCAUCCAGUAUUUAUUUUCUUCAUCUCAAAAGGAGCACCAGUUUGAGCGUCCAAGAUGUCCUUUGUCCGGGAGUGGCUGGCCAGCUCCAUUUUAAAGGCCCAAUCCUUUCAACAGUUGUGGUGGAUGGAUCCCAGGACUUCAACCCCCCUUUACAUAGUGUACUGAUAGCUAGCUAAUCACCACCAGGCCGUGUUUGUGUGCGUCUCUGAACGUACCAGACAAAGCCCAAGUCAAAAUGGCGUGUUCUCAAAAUGGACGCCGUAGCUGCUCUAGUUUUCUGAUCCAUCCACAUUCCUCAUGGACACCCCACCCCCCAAACAAUGAAAGCCAUUUCCUUGGCUUUAACGAACUUUUGGAAUCAUUUUUCAUCGUGGGAGGCAAGGAUGCUUCAGAUGGGGACAAAGAUGAUCAUUUCUGGAGAGCCUGUGGCAGAGGAGGCAAUGGGCCGCAUUUGCUGUUAGCCUCGCCCAAACAGCUUCCAGAUAAAUGGCAACACGACAUGUUCGACAACGGCUUCAGUGGAUUCAACGGAACAGCUGGUGGUGGCGCUGGUGUAGAAACCGGAGGGAAGCUCCUAGUCUCCAAUCUUGACUUUGGUGUUUCUGAUGCAGAUAUUCAGGAACUUUUUGCUGAGUUUGGGACACUGAAAAAGGCUGCAGUCCAUUAUGAUCGUUCAGGAAGAAGCCUAGGAACAGCAGAUGUCCACUUUGAAAGAAGGGCAGAUGCACUUAAGGCCAUGAAACAGUACAAUGGCAUCCCACUGGAUGGGAGGCCCAUGAACAUACAGCUUGUCACAUCACAGAUUGAUACACAGAGGCGGCCAAUGCAGGGGAUGAACAGAGGCGGUGGAAUGAACAGGAAUCGCGGGGGCGGCUUUGGGGGCAUGCAGAGAGGAGGCCGUAUUGGAGGUCGUGGCACAGGCGGCUUCAGAGGACGGGGUCGAGGUGGCCGAGGGGGGAGUAGCAAACAGCAGCUUUCAGCAGAAGAACUUGAUGCCCAGUUAGAUGCCUACAAUGCAAGAAUGGACACCAGCUAAGAAGUGUUGCUGUUCUCGGUCAUUCUUUCCUGUUCUACACAGAAGGAUGCUUGUUACAGUAGUGCAAAUUGUUUUACACAUGGUUGUCCUAAUGUGAUUGAUUGUUGCUCCAGCCUCUUAACUGCUCUAAAGUGUUUUUUACUUUUUUCCCCCCUUUUUGACAAAAAAAAUUGUCUGUAGGUUGAAAGUUGGAAAGUCCAUUCCUCAAAACUUGUAGUAAAUGAAACUUCUAAUAAAACCUGCAGUGUAUAUUAA